Triticum dicoccoides is the source of this 1641-nucleotide messenger RNA. RefSeq names its product ATP-dependent zinc metalloprotease FTSH 4, mitochondrial-like. Gene Ontology annotation, biological process: protein import into chloroplast stroma; proteolysis. Gene Ontology annotation, cellular component: chloroplast. The coding region runs from base 1 to 1641 and encodes 546 amino acids. Lineage: Eukaryota; Viridiplantae; Streptophyta; Magnoliopsida; Poales; Poaceae. The transcript has 4 exons. The record is from RefSeq and is a predicted model, not a curated record. Gene Ontology annotation, molecular function: ATP binding; ATP hydrolysis activity; ATP-dependent peptidase activity.
AUGGCCUGCUGUCGCCUCGCCCACCCCAAGGCUGCCGCGACGCACCGACCGGCGAACACGGUUAAAAGGGAGGAAAGCGCGGCUCCUUUCGGAGCCCCUGCUGCUGCGGAUGCAACCACUACAGGUGGCGGUAUGCUUACAAAUCGACAGGAUUUGCGCCCAUCAGGAUUUGCUGCCAAACUUAGGAAGCAGCUUGCACGUACCUUCUUGGCUUGUGGCUUUGAUGGUUCGAAAAAAGAGGUGAAGGAUUCUACUAGCACAACAAAGUUCAGUGAUGUCAAGGGAGUGGAUGACGCGAAAGCCGAACUCGAGGACAUAGUACUAUGUCUGCGGGAGCCCAAGCGUUUCGCACACCUCGGCGGCAAGCUUCCAAGAGGUGUCCUGCUAGUCGGCGGGCCUGGCGUGGGGAAGACAAUGCUGGCAAGGGCGAUGGCCGGGGAAGCCGGCGUCCCGUUCUUCAAGUGCAGAGGCAGCAAAUUCGAGGAGAAUCAUGUGGGUGCUGGGGCUAAAAGGGUGAGGGAGCUCUUCACUACUGCAAAGAAGCGAUCUCCUUGCAUAGUGUUCAUCGAUGAGAUUGAUGCCAUUGCUGGGAGCAGGAGCUCACAAGAUUCAAAGUCGCAUAGACACACCGUUAAUCAGCUGCUCGUCGAGCUAGAUGGCUUGGAGCAGAAUGACGGGAUGAUUGUGGUCGCUGCAACCAACAACCUCGAUUCACUAGAUCAAGCCCUUGUUAGGUCUGGGCGUUUCGACCGUCACAUUCAGAUUCAUUAUCCAAAUGUUGAGGGCCGACGACAGAUCCUCGAGGCUCAUAUGUCAAAGGUGUUGAAAGCCCAGGACGUGGAUCUUCUGACCAUCGCGAAGAGGACAUCUGGGCUCUCAGGAGCGAACCUGGCAAACCUGGUGAACGACGCCGUUCUCAAGGCUGCCAAGGACGGGGCAGAAGCUGUUGCGACGCAUCACCUGGAGUAUGCCACGGACAGGAUUCUAGUGGGCGGUGAGCGCAGAUCGGUGGCGAUGCCUGAUAACUGCAAGAGGAUGACCACGUACCAUGAGGCAGGGCACGCCAUCGUUGCUAUCCACACGGAUGGCGCUGAUCCCGUCCACAAGGCUACCAUUGUUCCCAGGGGUGAUUUUCUCGGCAUGGUGUGGCAGCUGCCGGAGGAGGCCGAUGAGUUUAUAUAUUCAAAGAAGAAGAUGCUCGCAGGACUAGAUGUUCUCAUGGGAGGCCGGGCGGCUGAGGAGGUUAUCUUUGGUGAGAGCGAGGUGAGCUCCCUUGCCCUGACUGACCUGGGCGAGGCGACCCAGCUGGCGACGGACAUGGUUGCCAGGUAUGGCAUGAGCAAGCAGGUCGGCCCUGUCUCCUACGACAACAACGACGGCAGUUGGAACGCCAAGACCAUGAGCUGGAACUCGACAACCAUGGUGGACCAGGAGGUGAAAGAGUUGUUGAGCAAGGCUUACAAGAACGCAAAGACGAUCCUCGCGGCGAACAAGCGGGAGCUCCAUGCGCUCGCUGUCGCCCUCCUGGAGCACGAGACCCUAACCGGAGACCAGAUCACGGCGCUCCUGAAUGAAACUCUCGCCAAAGACCAGACCGUGAAACCGGCAUCCGCUGGCCGCAAGAGGACGAAGAAGAAGUAA